Saccostrea echinata is the source of this 1018-nucleotide messenger RNA. RefSeq lists its product as uncharacterized. Lineage: Eukaryota; Metazoa; Mollusca; Bivalvia; Ostreida; Ostreidae. The record is from RefSeq and is a predicted model, not a curated record. Bases 175 to 789 code for a protein of 204 amino acids. The transcript has 6 exons.
UCCAUCGUUUAAAAGGUUAAAUAAUGGAUCUGUUUUUAUUGUAAUAACACAUUUAAUGCUUACUUCUAUCACUGAACAAUGCCUUCGUGAUUUUUAUUUACCGAGAAGAAGACAUCCAGGAAACACGUGCACAGAUUUUUGUAGCAGUGUAAAGAUAGCUGUUUUGUAAAGAAAAUGGAUCAAUUAUUCUUUUUGCUUAUUGUCACGAGUAUAGCAGUUUUUGUCAAAGCCAGUUUAGAAACAAAUAUGAACAUAACAUAUGUUUUCCCUGAUAACACGUGUUAUUUGUCAUCGAAACCAAGACAUAUCAACACUUCUCUAUUAUUCAUUUUCGAGUACGAAGGGAAGCAAAUCCCUAAUGAUUGCCGAGAGGUGGCGCUUCACAAUGCAGACGAAACUUUGGAUAUGUUUAAGUUUUGCAUUACUCCUGUUUCUUUCAUCGACCCAAACUGCAGCAUUACUGUUGAAUUUAAAUACAAUGAACGGGGCAUCGAAAAUAUCAUAAUCUUCAACUGCAAUACAACAGCAAAUGAUACGUUUUGUACAAGUGAAGAAACGGAACUUGGCAUCAAUAUAAAACCAGUAACUGGGUUUAAAAAUGCCAAUUUCACAUUCAUUAUUCAAAAUAUAGCAUCUACAAAAUUUUCAUAUCAAGCUGUUACAGACGUUGGAAUGUUUGCUGGGAUCGUUGUCGGUUGUAUCAUUGCUUUUCUUAUCGUUGUCGUUGCAUGCUAUGUUUAUAUUAGAGGAAGAAAUUCAAAUGGUCCUUAUCACCAAGCCAAAUCAUAGACAUUACUAUACAUCGAAUAAUACGUGUAUACAUAAAAGACUCACCAGUAGCAAUUGCUGUUCUGUGGCGGUGUCACGUUCCCUGAAUGAACAACCAUCGAAGAUACUCGCUUCAAAAAUGUACACCUUUUUAUUAUAUUUUUUUCAAAUUUGUAGAAUUGUUUACAUUUGUGAAAUAGUAGCGUAUGUUAUUGCGGAGCAAUUUGUUUUGUCAGAUGACAUUUAUUUU